This is a messenger RNA of Cyprinodon variegatus (sheepshead minnow), 1509 nucleotides long. RefSeq names its product LIM and senescent cell antigen-like-containing domain protein 1. The transcript is spliced from 10 exons. The coding region runs from base 145 to 1176 and encodes 343 amino acids. NCBI's taxonomy places the organism in Eukaryota, Metazoa, Chordata, Actinopteri, Cyprinodontiformes, Cyprinodontidae. Gene Ontology annotation, biological process: cell-cell adhesion; positive regulation of substrate adhesion-dependent cell spreading; cell-cell junction organization. The record is from RefSeq and is a predicted model, not a curated record. Gene Ontology annotation, cellular component: cell-cell junction; focal adhesion; cytoplasm.
CCAACGGCUCUGCUAGCAUAGCUAUGCUCGCUUCGUUGAGUCGUACAGGGUCUCUAAAGUUGGUGAAAUCAGUAACUCAGUGCGAAUAAAAAAGCACAGUGCUGUUUUGUGAGUGUUUUCUCUCAGACAGCGCUAAAGGAGGUGAUGCUAGGGGUCGCUGGGAUGACGGGCAGCAUUGCGAAUGCCCUGGUCAGUGCAGUCUGUGAGAGGUGUAAAAGCGGCUUUGCUCCAACUGAGAAGAUUGUUAACAGCAAUGGAGAGCUUUACCACGAGCAGUGCUUUGUUUGUGCCCAGUGUUUCCAGCAGUUUCCAGAGGGACUCUUCUACGAGUUUGAAGGCAGAAAAUACUGCGAACAUGACUUCCAGAUGCUCUUUGCACCUUGCUGCCACCAGUGUGGGGAGUUCAUCAUUGGUCGUGUCAUUAAGGCCAUGAACAAUAGUUGGCACCCCGACUGUUUCUGCUGCGACAUUUGUCAGGCAGUGCUUGCAGAUGUGGGAUUUGUCAAAAAUGCUGGCAGGCACUUGUGUCGCCCAUGCCAUAAUCGAGAGAAGGCACGAGGUUUGGGCAAGUAUGUCUGCCAGAAGUGCCAUGCUAUCAUUGAAGAGCAGCCGCUGAUCUUUAAGAACGAUCCAUAUCACCCGGACCACUUCAACUGCAACAACUGCGGAAAAGAGUUAACUGCUGAUGCAAGAGAACUAAAAGGGGAGCUCUUCUGUUUGCCCUGCCACGAUAAGAUGGGGGUUCCAAUCUGUGGCGCCUGCAGGAGACCCAUUGAGGGGCGCGUUGUCAAUGCCAUGGGCAAGCAGUGGCAUGUUGAGCAUUUUGUUUGUGCCAAAUGUGAGAAACCUUUCCUUGGUCACCGCCAUUAUGAGAAAAAGGGUUUGGCUUAUUGUGAGACUCAUUACAACCAGCUCUUUGGGGACGUGUGUUAUCACUGCAACCGUGUGAUUGAAGGCGAUGUUGUGUCUGCUUUAAACAAAGCCUGGUGUGUCAGUUGUUUCUCCUGCUCCACCUGCAACACCAAACUCACCCUCAAAGAUAAGUUUGUUGAAAUUGACUUGAAGCCAGUGUGUAAGCAUUGCUACGAGCGCUUGCCUGAAGAGUUAAAGCGCAGACUCGCCCGACGUGAGCGAGACGCUAAAGACAGCAAGAAAAAGCCAACUAUCUUCCUGUAGCCUCUUUUCUAAACCGCUGCCUCCCUCUCUCCUAGUGGUUAUCUUUUUUUUUUUUUUUUACUUAUUUUACUGUUGCUUGUCAACUUCUUGUCUUGUUGUGUAUUUCUUUGGUAAUCAGGUUUGUGUUGAUGACAUGAAACUAGCAUGAAUCUAAAAGGUGUGUAUGCAUGCAGAGCUCAACUGGACUGCUGCUUAGAUUCAAAAACAAUUCUUUUUGACUACAAGGUCAGACAAAAAAAACACUAAACUAGGUGUAAGGUGUUUUGCUCAGAUGUUUUGUUACCCAAUCAACAGUCUGACACCCAACAUACUCCAGUGUUUUAUUCCUUUUUU